AUGAAAAUCUUGAGUGUUCUUGGCUCCCCAAAUACCGAAAUGUCCGAGUCCACAUCAGAUAAGGAAACCUCAUCAGAUAUAUCGUUUGAACCAGAAAUUUCGAAGGAAGCAGUCAAAUCGAUAGAGUUGGCAAGCAGUCUUGGUGUUGCUGGAAAUGAUGAAAAUGUGAGCUCCUUCAAAGAAGAAAUGUCCCCUGCUGAAAUGGUACUAGAGGAUACAGAGUUUUACCUGUUGGAUCCAAAUCAGGCAGUGUUUGACACACUGAUGUUUCGUGGAUCAAUUGAGAAUGGAAGAGAAAUUAACCCUUUUUCCUUAGACUUGUCGUUGAAUAUUUUUGCGCAAGAGCACCUCGAGUUUGAGUUUGAGUUUGAGUCAAGCAGGGUAGAGGGGAAAGGUACGCAGAAGGUGGAUGAACUGGCCAGGGUUCCGUUGUGUAUCGCGGAGAGAGAAUUAAAAGCUGGAGAUAUCCCGGAUGUUAGCUUUGAUACAUUGGAAUUAGAUGUUGACUCCAUGUAUCUGCGAAUCCGGUACCUUUUAGUUGAAAAAGAAUGCUAUGAGCUUUUGAUUGAGAGACAGAAAAGAUGGAAUUCAGAAUUGAAGAAAAAAGUAAUGAAGUAUGACGAUCGGAUCUUUGCUCCAAUCGUAAACGAGCUGUUUUCUGAUGAGUAG
This is a messenger RNA of Lodderomyces theae, 669 nucleotides long. RefSeq lists its product as uncharacterized. The record is from RefSeq and is a predicted model, not a curated record. NCBI's taxonomy places the organism in Eukaryota, Fungi, Ascomycota, Pichiomycetes, Serinales, Debaryomycetaceae. The transcript has a single exon. The coding region runs from base 1 to 669 and encodes 222 amino acids.